AACCGUCACCGGGGUGAAAGCCGUGGAUUUAUCUAUCCCCAGCACUUCAAUUCGCACCAGAGCUUAUUGUCAACUCGUCGAUGAGUCGGAUACGGCCAAAUGCCGCGGGGCGGUAAAUGUCCCAAUUUAACAGAUAGAAAUUUGGCAAAUUCUCUUCUCUCCCAAUUCUUUUCCCCCGCAAAUCUCAACAGUAGACCUUUGCAGUCCCCUUAUAAGCGUCGCCUUCCAUGGAAAAGGAAGCUGUAUUAAUAUCUCCCUACUAGUCUCAUAUCGAUAAUAAAGGUUUAUUAGCUUGUCGGCAACGUUACCGCCUCGCAUCGAAUUAAUGGCCUUAGAAUAGAAACGAGCCCAUCCUCGAGAGAACCUCCAAGUUCACGCCUACUCAAUACGCACCGGAAAUGGCCCCUCCUAGCACGAAUACUCUUACGGGAUUCCAAUUCAUCACCUCAAUCAACACCGUGGCGCGCGAUGAAGAUACGCGCCGGAGGGUGCGUUCACACGCCCGACGGCAGAGGCUUCCUACUGGUCCCAGGCAGCCGCCCCAGCAGCCUAAGAAAUCAAAAUCCCAGAAAGAGCACACCUCAAAAUUCAGGAUUAAACCUGCAAACGCUUCGAGUGGCAUUGUCACUAGGCAGGACCGGAGAAAAGGCAGGGCAGCGAUACCAAAUGGUCUUGUGCGAGUAACUGUGGCGAGGGAGCUCUCAAAUUUUUCGUUGCUGGACAUCGAGAAGACUCCCCUGACAGAGAACCUGGUCAAGUAUUGCAUGGCCGUGUGUUUAUCGCCCUUGGAGACAGCAGUGGAGAAAUGGUUUGACCGGGUUGGGGCGCCGACUUACAUGAACACAUAUUACACCGGUUUCGUUGCGAACGCCUUCGCAAUGAACCCUGAAGGGAGCUGGGUCCAGGCCCUUCAACUUGACCAGGCCGCAACGCAUGCUUUCAUUGCAAUGAUAGCAGUCAUGCACAACUCCCUUGCUAUGUGGGGCGACACGAGCACCAUAGACUUUCACCGCUUCCAGGCCGUAAAGUCUAUCAAUGAGAGGUUGAAUCUAGAAGGCAAGGAUAAUAAUAGCAUCUCAGACGGCCUCAUAGUAGCCGUAUCUCUCCUCGUCAAUAUUGAAACUUACAUCGGCUCGCUAGCCGCCGCAGCUGCGCACAUGAGCGGCUUGAAGAGGAUGGUCGACCUUCGAGGCGGUGUUGUCGAGGGCUUUAAGCACAACACUAUACUCCAACGAUCGAUCUCAUGGGCCGACUACUCCUACGCCACCGCGGCGCAUCAGCCAGUCGUAUUUCCGUUCAUCCCACAAAUUGCUUCUUCAUUGACGUUGCAUGACCAGUUCAUGAGCCGGUCCAUGACCGCUAACAUGGAGCCGCUCGGUCUGGGGGAUCUAACGGUGCAGAAUCGUGAGGCGAUCGAACUCUUAGAGCUACUAUACUCCGUAACCGAGAGCAUCAACAACUUCAAUUACGCCAGCUACGAGAGAACAUACAGGGAGCGCACCCGGGUAAGCAACGCGAUAUAUCUAAUUGAGUGGCGCCUCUGCCAGCUAGAGGAGCUGGCGCGAACCCGCCAGUCCUGGAAGAGGGCGGGUUCCGUACCCUCAUUACCAUCGAUCGAAUCGGACAAGCAGUCACGAUACCUUUUGCCGACCGAUAUCUCAGACGUCCUCAUUUAUGCUGCACACUUGUUCCUGCACCUCGCGAUCAGGGGACAGCCGCCGUCAGCACAAAGGCACCAAGCGCUGACCGAAGCUCUCAUGUCUUCUCUAUGCGACCCUAUCUUAACACUGGACCUUAUAUCACGGCCGAAAACAUACCAGAGUCCCGCGUCGCCAUUUAGUAAGAGUGACACCAGACGGAGCGCAACGGAGAGCUGGCCCGCCGACGGCUUGUCCAGCUCAGAGUUAUCGCGCGGCAAGAUACCACACCGAGAUGAGUUGCACGCCAACAUGCUACUUUGGGCACUCUUCAUGGGGUCCUGCGUGCGCCUGCCGGCUGCUACAUCUUCUCUGCCUCCGCCGCCUUCUUCGUCAGCGGGGCGCUCGGCCCUGAUUGGCGAUCAGCGGUCUUUCUUCGUUGGCGCAUUGAAAAGCUAUUGUCAAAUGCGCGGCAUCAGAGGCAGAGGGGAGUUACUCGUAAAGCUGCGAGAUAUCAUGUGGCUCCAUAGCUGGUCCGAACACCAACUGACGCUCAUCUGGCUAGAGAUUGGAGACCAGCUCGGGCCGUGGGCGAUAGAAGAAAACUAAGUAGACAUAAACCAGCAUUAGUAGGAGUCGAAUCACGUUGAGUCGUGUAAUUAUAUAGCAAUAAUUCUUCCCAACAUCAGCAG
Messenger RNA from Durotheca rogersii, 2329 nucleotides. RefSeq lists its product as uncharacterized. Lineage: Eukaryota; Fungi; Ascomycota; Sordariomycetes; Xylariales; Xylariaceae. The record is from RefSeq and is a predicted model, not a curated record. Bases 399 to 2246 code for a protein of 615 amino acids. The transcript has 5 exons.